AUGUCGACCACUUUGGAUCAUAAGCCUGGCGGCCCCCUUGAAAUCGAGCAUGACGAAAAGUCGGUCAAGGGGGAGGCUGUUGUCUCUGGGGAUUACUCUGGCGCAGCUGAGAAGACCGAUCCUGUCGAAAUAGCACUUGUCCGAAAGCUUGACAGGAGAAUUAUGCCAAUUCUCUGGGCCAUGUACUUCUUGAACUACCUCGACCGAAAUGCCCUGCCCCAAGCUCGUCUGAACACCCUCGAGGAGGACCUCAACCUCAAAGGUGUUGAAUACAACACCGCCAUCUCCAUCCUCUUUGUCGGAUAUCUUCUGAUGCAAGUCCCUUCAAACAUGUUCUUGACUCGUACAAAGCCUUCCGCGUACAUGUCAAUCUGCAUGAUUGGCUGGGCGGCCAUCUCGGCUGCUACCGCAGGCGUCAAGAAUUACUCUGGACUCGUCGCUUGUCGGUUCUUCCUUGGUUUUGUCGAAGCACCCUUCUACCCCGGCGCGUUGUAUAUGUUGUCGAUCUUCUACACCCGAAAGGAGCUAGCGACUCGGAUUUCACUUCUCUACACAGGCCAGGUGGUCAGCACUGGUUGCUCAGGCCUGAUCGCUGCUGCUACAUUCGCAACACUUGAUAAGGUCAAGGGAAUUGCUGGAUGGCAAUGGCUCUUCAUCAUCGAAGGCUCCGUCACUGCCUUGGUGGCCAUCUUUGGCUUCUUCCUUCUCCCUGACGACCCAUCCGAGACGCGCUGGCUUACCGAGGAAGAGCGCAAGCUGGCCGUUGAGCGGAUCCGUCGUGACACUGUCGGUCAUCAAGAAAGAGGAUCGACCUGGGAGGGUCUUAAGCAAGCUUGCAAAGAUCCGAAGACCUGGCUCUUUUGUCUCAUGCAGAACUUGCACAUUUCGGCGUGUUCUUUCAACAACUUCUUCCCUACCAUCGUCCGCAGCAUGGGCUUCCGAUCUACUACCGCUCUUCUGCUCACAGCGCCUCCUUACUUCGUAUCUGGCAUUUUAGGAAUUCCCUUUGCAUGGUCUAGCGGCAGGUUCAACGAGAGGACUUGGCAUAUUACCGCUGGCCUAAGCUUGGCUAUUGUGGGUUUUGCCAUGACCUGCGGCAGCCAGAACAAUGCCGUUCGCUACACGGCCACCUUUCUCUACGCUACGGGAGCUUACAGCGUUGGUUCUGUAAUCCUCGGUUGGGUCAGCAACACGCUUUCUCAAACUCCUGAGAAGAAGGCCGUGGCUUAUUCGUUGGUCAACGUCACUGCCAAUCUCGCAUACAUCUACUGUGCUUAUCUUUGGCCCAGCUCCGACGGUCCUAAGUACAUGAUGGGCUUCUCAAGCAUGAUCGCUUUUGCAGCUACCAGCAUCAUGUGCGCCUGGGCUAUGCGCGUGUGGCUGAUCCGGGUCAACAAGAAAAUUCGGGAGAGUGAAGAUGAGAACGUCAAACUUUAUGCCUACUAA
This is a messenger RNA of Colletotrichum gloeosporioides, 1446 nucleotides long. RefSeq names its product MFS transporter prlL. Gene Ontology annotation, cellular component: membrane. The transcript has 9 exons. Bases 1 to 1446 code for a protein of 481 amino acids. The record is from RefSeq and is a predicted model, not a curated record. Lineage: Eukaryota; Fungi; Ascomycota; Sordariomycetes; Glomerellales; Glomerellaceae. Gene Ontology annotation, biological process: transmembrane transport. Gene Ontology annotation, molecular function: transmembrane transporter activity.